This is a messenger RNA of Monopterus albus (swamp eel), 2539 nucleotides long. Its product is annotated as connector enhancer of kinase suppressor of ras 3-like. The transcript is spliced from 13 exons. The coding region runs from base 206 to 1834 and encodes 542 amino acids. Gene Ontology annotation, cellular component: cytoplasm; membrane. The record is from RefSeq and is a predicted model, not a curated record. NCBI's taxonomy places the organism in Eukaryota, Metazoa, Chordata, Actinopteri, Synbranchiformes, Synbranchidae. Gene Ontology annotation, biological process: regulation of signal transduction. Gene Ontology annotation, molecular function: protein binding.
GUUUGUGUGUAUACUGAUAUAAACUUUGUCCUCGCGAGUGGUCGGUUACUGAGCGGGGAAGUUUUGGUUGUGCUCUUUUCAACGCUGUAGCAUUUCUCCUCCGUGAUUCAGUAUCAGUUAAUAAUGACUUAUUAGCGGGUUGAGUCGGUGAUUUGGACAAGUGAGUUGUACAUUUGAUAAAACCCGAGAGAAGCCGGUUAUCGAUAUGGAGGCUGUGAGCAAGUGGAGCCCGCAACAAGUGGUGGACUGGAUGAGAGGUCUGGAAGACGGCGUGCAGCAGUAUAUUCCAUCUUUCCAGCAGCAGCAUGUGGACGGGGAGAAACUGCUCAGGAUGUCCCACCAGGAGCUGCUUUCUCUGGGCGUUUCACGAGUCGGACACCAGGAGCUGGUGCUGGAGGCCGUGGAUCUCCUGUGUGCCCUGAACUAUGGAGUGGAAUCAGACAACCUGAAGACUCUGGUGGGGAAGAUGAGAGCAGCGCACCACAGCCUGAACAGUGCCGUGUCACAGCGAAGGAAGAAUCCUGUCUACCACAGCAAAAACUCCCAUCAGCCCACCAACGAGUUCCUGACUGCUGUGGUCGAGCUGAUCGGAGCUGCCAAGAGUUUGCUGGCCUGGCUGGACAGGACUCCUCUUACCAGCACAGAUGACCUCGCCUCCACCAAAAGCACAAUCGUCCAGCUGUGUCUGGAGCUCACCUCCACCGUCCAGAAGGACUGUACAGUUUAUGAGAUGGAGGAGAAGAUUCUGGAAGUGUCAAGAGCUCUAAAUGGUGUCUGUGAAAAGACAGGCCGAGCAACCUCUGACCCCUCAAAGAGUGAGAUGGCCUGUCUGGAGGAGGUUCACAUCACCAACAUCAAGUCUGGGGAGGGACUGGGGAUUUACAUAAAAUCCACCUACGACGGACUUCACAUCAUCACAGGAACAACAGAGAAUUCUCCUGCAGAUAAAACCCACAGGAUUCAUGCUGGAGACGAAGUCAUUCAAGUCAACAAACAGACUGUGGUGGGCUGGCAGCUGAAGCACCUGGUGGAAAAGCUGAGGGCGGAGUCUGGAAGCAUCAUCCUGUUGGUGAAGAAGAGGCCAUCUGGGACCUUUGCACCUGCUCCACUGAAGAACCUGCGCUGGAGACCGCCACUUAUACAGACCUCCCAGGGAGCUCCAGGUCUCUACAGAUCUGAUCAGCCAGACAUCUCAGAGGUUCCUGGGAAGAGAGGGAAGACGGCCAUCUUGGAUCUGUACAUCCCUCCUCCCCCUGCUGCGCCGUACAUACCACUAGAUGGGAACACGAACACAUCUCCAGGUGUGGAAAUGAGGCCGAAGUCUCCAAACUCGUGUUUGGAUUCAGACGUGCAGCAAUGCGUCACUGUUGAAGAUGACAGCAGGAUGUGUGUGAGCCCCCCAUCUGAACCGAACCAGCCAGUCGCCGUCCGCCUCCGACAGCGCCCCUCCACACACUGUAAACCUCGACCUGUGUCCAUGCCAGUGGAGUCAUUUUCGAGCGUGUCCAACCCACCCUCCAGACCCGGGCCGCAGGGGAGGAAAGGGCGGGACCUUCUGCACAGAUACCUGAGUAACGAUGGGAUCAGCACCAUCACAGAAGAGGAGCCGUGUUUCCCUUUGCCAUACCGAGGACAUCCGUCUGUCCGUGGCGUCGACCACAUCAGGGGCAGCCAGUGCUUCAUCAACGCCGAACUGCACAGCAGUGCUACCAUCCCUUACCACGAAGCAACAUCGAAAAAGUCUGCUGCUGUUUCUCCUCGCCAGGCUGUAACCAAACAGUCCACGUCACUGCUCAGUGGGUGGCUGGCUCGUCUCAAGAUGCUGAGUCAGUGACGGAGGAAAAACAUGGUUUAAAAAGUUUUAGAUAAGAUUCGUUCUUGUCAUUUGGCUCAUGGAGGAGCUGGUUUAUUCUCAGCCCCACCCUGAUCCUCAGGAUACCUGAUUUAAGUAUCUGUUAAGUUGGAGGCUUUUAGCAGCUGUGAACUGGGGUCAAGAAAGAAGUUUGACAUUCAGGUGAAAUGCAACAGUUCAUGGAAAACUAGCCUGUGGAGAGAACCAAAGAUCUUACAGUGGAGAAGAAUCUUCCUUCCACAGGAUCACAGGACAAAAAAAUCAGGAGCACCACAGAGCAGGUCACUGUGUUUCCCCAUGCGGAACAUCCUAGUAAACCUAAGCCUGGGAAAUUCGUUUAACAAAUUUUCUGUUUUUACUAGAAAAAUGAACAAAUGAGAAGAGCUGUUUGACUCUGGCUGCUGCAGUUGCCCAUCAGGAGGCUGAAUGAAAACACUGAUGAAGCAUCUGUGACAGCACUUGCAGUAUUUUGAAAAGCCCUUUACAGAUCUGGGGUUUGAGUUUUUCAUCUGCUCCCAUUUACAUCUGUUUCUGUACCCGGAAAACCUAACAGCUGCAAGGAAAGUGGAACUGCUGACUGCGGCAGAUUCACCCUUAUGUAGAAACAUACCUCUCUUUAAGCCUUAGACACUUGAUAAGUGGUUUUAGCUGCUGAAAUAAUGUCUUGUAUUAAAUUUGUAAAGAGAA